AUGGGCAGCCGGCCCCGCAGCCCCAGCGCCUACCCUGCGCCCUGUCCCGGACCGCCGUCCGGAGGACCCGGCCCCGCCAAGCGCAGCCGAACCGAGGAGCUUGCAGGCCUGGAAGGCCUGGAGGGGCCCCCGGCCGCCGGCGCCCUCACCUCCGUGGUGGUUCUGGCCGAGGGCUGUGCCCUGCAAGUGCCCCUGGACGACGUGGACCUGGUGCUCGAGCCCGAGCCAACGUCGGUCCUGCAAGUGUCUGUCGGAGAGCUCACCCUGCUGCUGGUCCCCGAGGCCCUCCUGCGCUCAGGAGGGCAGGGCCACUCGCUUGUCGGCCUGGAACCCGGCGCUUUCCUGGGCGCGCCCGGGCACGACGUCGCCGUCGAGCAAGGAUUCUUCCGCGCAUCUGUCCCACAGAUGGCCCCCCAAGAAGAGGCCUACGAGGAAGACGCGGACCCCGCGUUCCUGUCGCCUCGGAUGGACCCUGCAGCCG
Messenger RNA from Panthera uncia (snow leopard), 481 nucleotides. Its product is annotated as proline-rich protein 23A-like. Lineage: Eukaryota; Metazoa; Chordata; Mammalia; Carnivora; Felidae. The record is from RefSeq and is a predicted model, not a curated record. The annotation marks the transcript as partial. The transcript has a single exon.